AGGUGUAAGAAUUGUAAAAAUUCCUUGGCGUGGAGGAAACCCAUCUAUUCUUGUCAAAGACAACAUUAUAUAUAGUAGUGGUUGAUUCUGUACAAAUAGAUUAAUCGAGGAGCUCUACACAUCUACUAUUAGUUUGUUCGCUUCGUUGUUUCAUUUUUUUGGAAUCUUUCUUUGAUCACACUUUGAUCUGUCCUAAGCGAAAAUGGCCGAGGGACGUAAGACGAAGAUGCAGACCUGGAUCGACUAUAGGGUUCGGGUCACGACAACAGACAGACGCGUUCUGGUCGGAAACUUUCUGGCAUUCGACAAGUAAGCAAGAUUCUGUUGGAUAUGCGACUUCUGGAUCAGCUGGAUAUUCGACUCCUGGAUAUUCGACUCCUGGAUAUUUUUUCAUCAAUGGAUAUUCGACUCCUGGAUAUACGACUCCUGGAUAUACGACUCCUUGGAGAUUCUUCAGCUGGAUAUUUUUUCAUCAAUCUUCAGCUUCAGAUAUUGGAAGAUGUUCUAUUUCUAGAGGACGAACCUGAAGAUGUAGGUGUAGAUUUAGAAGAAGCACAAGCACUUUUCCAACGCCAACAUCUUGUUCUUUAGAUAUGAUAUUGGAAUAUUGAAAUACUUAGAUAGGUUAACUAAUUGAUUGAAAGGGCGGUGGCAUAUAGUCCUAACGCAAAAAAAAAAAAGGUCGCGAAUGUUCUUGACCAAAUCAGCAGGGGCACACACAUGACAAACAAAAACCAUUUUUUUCAGGUACAUGAAUAUGGUCUUGGGUGAUUGACAAACAAAAACCAUUUUUUUCAGGUACAUGAAUAUGGUCUUGGGUGAUUGACAAACAAAAACCAUUUUUUUUAGGUACAUGAAUAUGGUCUUGGGCGAUUGCGAGGAAUUCAGAAAAUUGAAGGCAAAAGGAAGCUCGACAGAGGAGAGGGAAGUGAAGCGAGUUAUCGGCCUUAUCAUAUUGCGAGGAGACUGCGUACUUAUAGUUAUACUCCUUAGAUUUUGAAUUUUGAUGAAGAUGAUGAUGUGCUUGUGCUUGUCGCUGAGAAGAUGAUUGAGAAGUAAUAAAUAGUAACUUUUUUUGUUUUUGUUCUACAACUUUCAUUUUCCUUUUGCCCUAGACUUUUCAUGUUCUUGUUACUGUGCGAGGAUGAAGAUCUCGCUUUUCACUUUUCUCAUCUCUCAGGAGGAUACCUUUUUCCCAUCAAAUCAUAGGUUCAAAGCAUGACAGCAGAAGCGCCACCUGCAUAUGCGGCUAAGACGCAGAUGCAGGGUGGACCAGGUAAAGCAGCACCAGCUGGUCGUGGAGCGGGGUCAGCAGUGCAGCAGCGCGGCGCUGGUCUCACAGGACCGGUUCGCGGCGUCGGUGGUCCCGCAGCGGCCCAAAUGGCUCCUCGCGGCGCCAACAGACCGCCGGGAAUGCCGGCAUAGGUGACCCGGAGAGGAUAAGAGGAUAAAUAUUGCUGCGACGAGGAGAGACGGCGAUCGGGAGACCGUGGAGAUGACCCUCUUCGCUGCUACAUCUCUUGUUUAGGUAUUCGAAAACUCAAAAUAAGCGAGUUACUGACUGAAAUAAGAGGGUCUUGACUAGUACACUCCUCUUCUUUCAGUAUCUCCCUUAUUUUCAAUAGGUUCUCGGUUAUUUCAGUUUAUCGAAAAGUAUCGCAGUUUCGUGCAUCUCACCAAACCUAAGGAGUAAUCAACUUAUCAAGAGGUGGUUCUCGCGGCAUCCAUUGUUAACGCAUUAGCAUAUGUCUGUAUCAUAAAUCAUCAUCGCAGAAAGGGAGAGCUAUAUCAACUUGUUGAUACAACGUGCUGUUUCACCAAGAACAUGAUUAUGCCAUGAUUUGAAUGAUCACUAGUACUGCUGUCCCCACUAUAAUCCGGGCCCCACCGGUUUUCGCUCACGUCUCUUCGUGGUAAAAAAAUGCAAAUUUUUACCUCCGACAAAGAGGAGGAUGAAUUCGGACCUCCCUUAUUUUUCGAC
Molecule: messenger RNA, 1981 nt
Organism: Amoebophrya sp. A25
Lineage: Eukaryota; Dinophyceae; Syndiniales; Amoebophryaceae
Source: the annotation of a GenBank genome assembly